AUGGCGGCGCAAUUCCUUCGAAUUUCGCCAAAGGGCUCCAAGUUUCUCCCUCGUCGAAUAACUUCAGGUGCUAAUCUUUGUCUGCAUCCUCGAGGAAUUUAUUCCUCGCUUUUACUAUCUCAAAAAAAUGUUCUCUUGAACAAAGGCACAAGAAACUUCCAAUGUGCCUCGUUUUCGACUGAAUUAAGAUGUCGUGGUGAAAAGAACCCAAUUUAUCAUUCCAGACAAUUUAGUGUCAAAGGUAGCUCUGGAAACAAGUUAUCCGAUCUGAAUCCUCAAGGAAACUUUCCGAAAUACAAAGAUACCGAAUAUUUUGGUUAUAAGCCUAAUGUAUUUACCGGAAAAGAAGAACAGAAAAACAAGGUCAUUGACUGCCUCCGAAAUGAACGGAAAUCAAUCCCUGAUGAGUCCAUUGAAGACGAGGUGUACCGUUUUUAUGAUCACCUAUGCUUGGAUGACUAUUACUUCCAAAUGGAACCCAUGGAAUUGAUUGCAGAACACAUAGAAAUUAUUUACGCUGCUAAAGUUGCUGCUCGUGCAUCUCAUGCAAGAGAAGAACUCAACAUCCACGUCAAAAACGAAAAUGAGGACUCUGCUAUUUAUAUGGAUAGUGCUCCUGUUACACAAAUGGAACUGGAUAAGUCUCAUGAAAUAGAACAGUCCAUUUCUAAGCGUUAUUUGGAUAACCCAAAUGAUGAUGCCCCCUCUUUUCGAAUUGAAUCAUUUACCUCUACGGCCAACAUUGACCGUGCUAGUACUGAAAAUUCAAACAUCUCUACCUUUCUCGUGAACAAAUGUAAUUUUGUUGACCCUUCUGACAACUUAUCCUCCAAUCAGAAAAUUCCCAAAAUCGCUUGCGUUUCAGACAAAACGUUUUUGGAAAAGGCCUCCGAACAUACUAUCCAAACAUAUCAGAAUAUAAUGGAUACAGUAUUAACUCGGUUCGGUCCAGCCGUUGGCGUGUUUAAACAUCAACAACGUUCUGAAAUCCGUUUGGUCAUCGGUUAUCGUCGUGGAUCCAUUAUGAGAUUUUACCCUUCUAUCUCAAAUUUGCUCCGCUACUACGGCUUGUCCUCAUUUCGAACUUAUAUUGAACAAUUCAGCAAUGGUGUCACAAUUAUAUGCUACAAUUUUAAGUCUGACAGCUUCAAGAAUACUGCCAGUUCUGCCUCUAUUGAGGAGCUUUUCGGUCAAAUCACAAAGGAAGCUUCUUUGUUAUAUUGCAUGCCCCAUACUGAUAUAGACUCUAUGUUUACUUCCUCCAAAUUAUCCAUCCAGGAGGUAGCUUACGCUCAUUGUGUCCGUGUAUUUUGUGAACACGUCAUGAAUAAGCUUGGCAGUGAAUAUACAAGUUUGUCAGCUAUCCUUGACCAUUCAAAUCAUCUUCAUGUUGAGAUCCUAGACACCAUAAAGCGUCGCCUUUCAGUUCUUGCUUUCACCCGUACGAAGAUUCACGAUACAAUUGUUCAAUAUCCUCAUCUUGUUCGCAUGAUGUUCGAUCAAUUUUACCUUCAACAUUCUAUUGGGACCGGAUCUACUCCACGCCUACAUCGUGCGAAGACUGUUUCAUCGGUAUCCUUGGACCCUCAAUCUUUAGUCGAAUUACCCAACGAGAAACUGGUGGAAACAAUUCAAAAAACAUGUGUCAAUGAUGACGAUGCGACUAUCAUGGAAAUGUUUGUUAAGUUUAAUUCCCAUUUAUUAAAAACUAACUUUUUCCUAACUACAAAGGUUGCUUUGAGUUUCCGAUUCGACCCUUCAUUUUUGGAUCAAGCACAAUUUAAAGAUCCAUUGUAUGCUAUGAUAAUGUCCGUCGGUAACGAAUUUAGAGGUUUCCAUUUACGCUUCAGAGAUGUUGCUCGUGGUGGAAUACGCCUAAUUAAAUCGGCAAAUACCGAGGCUCUCAAUCUUAAUGCUCGUGGACUAUUUGAUGAAAACUAUAAUUUGGCGAACACACAAAAGCUCAAGAAUAAGGAUAUACCGGAAGGAGGUGCCAAAGGUGUUAUUCUUUUGAAUUCCAAGUAUCAAGACAAACCCGCUUUGGCUUUUCAAAAGUAUAUUGACAGUAUCAUUGAUUUAUUGAUUCCAAAUGAACAGGAGAAAAUAGUGGACAAGUGCGGUAAACAGGAGAUAUUAUUUAUGGGACCUGAUGAGAAUACUGCUGAAUUGGUAAAUUGGGCCACCAUUCAUGCACGUAAUCGUAAAGCUCCUUGGUGGAAAUCUUUCUUCACAGGAAAAAGCCCUAAUAUGGGCGGCAUUCCACAUGAUAAAUAUGGAAUGACGUCUCUUUCAGUUCGUCGUUACGUGGAAGGUAUUUACAGAAAAUUGAAUCUUGACCCAACCAAGUUGAGCAAAAUUCAAACAGGCGGUCCAGAUGGUGAUUUGGGUUCUAAUGAAAUUAAACUUUCCAACGAAAAUUACAUUGCCGUGAUUGAUGGAAGUGGUGUUCUCUAUGAUCCUGCUGGUCUGAACAAAUCAGAACUUUUGCGCCUGGCCAACGAAAGAAACAUGAUUGAUCACUUUGACGCAUCUAAACUUAGCAAGGAAGGGUACAAAGUGCUAGUCAGAGACAACAAUGUUAAACUUCCCAACGGCGAAGUUGUAAACAAUGGAACUACCUUCCGAAACACAGCUCAUCUUCGUUAUAAAGCAGAUGUUUUUGUUCCCUGUGGUGGACGCCCAGGAGCUAUAAACAUUAACAAUGUUGAUCAGCUACUAAAUGAAAAUGGAAAACCUAAAAUCAAAUUUUUGGUGGAGGGUGCUAAUCUUUUCGUAACUCAAGAUGCCAAGACUGUUUUAGAAAAAGCGGGUGUUGUCGUAAUUCGUGAUGCGUCUGCGAAUAAGGGUGGUGUGACAUCCAGCUCUCUUGAAGUUUUAGCAUCUUUAUCUUUUGACGACGCCUCUUUCAUAGAGAACAUGUGCGUGCAUGAUGGAAAAGAACCAGAAUUUUACAGAGAAUAUGUAAAUGAAUUGAAGGAAAUUAUUCAGAAAAAUGCCGACUUGGAGUUUGAAUGUCUUUGGGAGAACCAUAAAAAGCAAAAGCUUACUUUCACCAGCUUGAGUAGUAAGCUUUCCGAAAUGAUUGUCAAAUUAGAUAAUGAGAUCUACAACUAUGAAAAAUUAUGGUCCAACAAAUCAUUCCGAGAAUUUAUUAUUGCCAAAGCAAUCCCCAAGACUCUCCAGAGAAAGAUUGGGAUCGAUCAAGUAAUUGAAAGAGUGCCCGAUGCGUACUUGCGUGCUAUUUUCUCAAAAUACCUGGCUAGUCGUUUCGUUUACCGCUAUGCAACUACCGGUGAUCCUUUCGCAUUUUUCGAUUUUAUUUCCAAUGAAUUAGUCAAAAUCGAUACAUAA
This is a messenger RNA of Schizosaccharomyces osmophilus, 3351 nucleotides long. It is a transcript of the gene gdh2, whose product is annotated as NAD-dependent glutamate dehydrogenase Gdh2. Gene Ontology annotation, cellular component: mitochondrion. The coding region runs from base 1 to 3351 and encodes 1116 amino acids. The record is from RefSeq and is a predicted model, not a curated record. Gene Ontology annotation, molecular function: L-glutamate dehydrogenase (NAD+) activity. Lineage: Eukaryota; Fungi; Ascomycota; Schizosaccharomycetes; Schizosaccharomycetales; Schizosaccharomycetaceae. The transcript has a single exon.